UUAUCUGCCACGUUUCCUGACUGUUGCGUUGUCAUAAUUGUAUUGCGGGAAAAGUUAGCCGAGUGUAGUUCGAGCACGGUGUUAGCCGUGUUGACAAAUUUAUUGUAUUAACUGAACAUGCAAAUACUACGACAAUUAGAUGUGCACCCAAAAGUGCGCGAAGAAGCGGAUAUUCUUGUGCGAACUUUCAGUGGUGCCGUUGUGACAAUCAUUAGUACAAUUAUUAUGGGUAUUUUGUUUCUAUCUGAAGUGAAUUAUUAUCUCACUCCAACAUUGAGUGAAGAAUUAUUUGUAGAUACUUCAAGAGGUUCAAAAUUAAGAAUUAACUUAGAUAUAAUUGUACCUACAAUAUCUUGUGAUCUUUUAUCUAUAGAUGCAAUGGACACAACAGGUGAACAACAUUUACAAAUAGAACAUAAUAUAUUUAAAAGGCGUUUAGAUUUAAAUGGAAAACCUAUAGAAGAUCCACAAAGAACAGAUAUUACUGACACAAAAGCACUUAAAACAACAGCAAAGACAUUAGAAAGUACUACAGAGAAAAUAUGUGGAGAUUGCUAUGGUGCUGCUAGUGAAAUUAUCAAGUGUUGUAACACUUGUGAAGAUGUAAGAGAAGCUUAUAGACUUAAGAAUUGGGCACCUCCUGUACUAGGAAAUAUAAAACAAUGUCAAAAUGAUAAAUCGGUGGAAAAAAUGAAAACUGCUUUUAUUCAAGGAUGUCAAAUUUAUGGUUAUAUGGAAGUAAAUAGAGUAGGUGGAAGUUUUCAUAUUGCACCAGGAGAUAGCUUCUCUGUAAAUCAUGUACAUGUACAUGAUGUCCAACCAUACACAUCAACACAAUUUAAUAUGACUCACAAGAUUCGUCACUUAAGUUUUGGAUUAAAUAUUCCAGGAAAAACAAAUCCUAUGGAUGAUACCACUGUAGUUGCAAUGGAAGGUGCGAUGAUGUUUUAUCAUUAUAUCAAGAUUGUACCUACAACCUAUGUUCGCGCUGAUGGCUCUACAUUAUUAACAAAUCAAUUUUCUGUAACUCGACAUGCUAGACAAGUUUCUUUAUUUAGUGGAGAAUCAGGAAUGCCAGGAAUAUUUUUUAAUUAUGAAUUAAGUCCAUUAAUGGUAAAAUAUACAGAAAAAGCAAAAUCAUUCGGUCAUUUUGCAACGAAUGCUUGUGCGAUUAUCGGUGGUGUAUUUACAGUUGCUGGAUUGAUAGAUUCAUUAUUAUAUCAUUCACUCAGAGCAAUACAAAAAAAAAUAGAAUUAGGAAAAUAUAACUAAAAUUCAAAUCAAUUUAUAGAUUUGAAAAAUAUUAUAGAAUAUUUGAAGAUAUUUUGUACGAUGAAUAAUAAUUUAAAUUAUAUAAAAUAGUAAGAUCAAAUAAUUUGAUCUUUUAUCGAAUAUAUUAUUAAAAAAUGAAAAGGAAAAACUACUGAUAUAAUGAUAUUAUAAGUUUUACAAGUUUUUUAUAUUGUCUUAAAUAAUAUUGGUACAACAAAUUAAAUACUGAUGUGUAAGAUAUAUGAAAUUGUACAUAAAGGUUUCUAGAAAUGUAUAAAAAUAUCUAAUAUUUAAGUACAAUAUAUACAAUAAAGAUUACAUUGCUAUAAAAAAAAA
This is a messenger RNA of Apis dorsata (giant honeybee), 1608 nucleotides long. Its product is annotated as endoplasmic reticulum-Golgi intermediate compartment protein 3. The record is from RefSeq and is a predicted model, not a curated record. Gene Ontology annotation, cellular component: endoplasmic reticulum membrane; endoplasmic reticulum; COPII-coated ER to Golgi transport vesicle. The coding region runs from base 118 to 1272 and encodes 384 amino acids. NCBI's taxonomy places the organism in Eukaryota, Metazoa, Arthropoda, Insecta, Hymenoptera, Apidae. Gene Ontology annotation, biological process: endoplasmic reticulum to Golgi vesicle-mediated transport; retrograde vesicle-mediated transport, Golgi to endoplasmic reticulum. The transcript has 8 exons.